AUGUUGGUCAAUAAUAGUCUAUUUCAACAUAUUAAUAUUGAUCAAUUAUCAUCUGUUGAUGUUACUAUCGAUAGCAUAGCCUAUAUUAUAUUUACAAGUGGUUCGACAGGAAUGCCAAAAGGGGUUCGAGUUCGACAUAGAAAUUUCAUUCAAAAUAUCUAUUCUUUGAUGUCCAUUGAUUCAUUUACUAACAAUGAUACAGUGAUUCAAAUGGCAAGAUGUUCGUUUGACAAUCAUAUUCAAGAAAUUAUUGGUUCAUUAAUAACUGGAGCUGCAAUAAUCAUGCUUCGUCCAAGAGGAACUGUUGAACUGAACUAUCUUGCUGAGAUCAUGAAAAACAAACAAGUUACUUAUAUGCACUCUGUACCAAGUUUACUUGGCAACUUUUUCACUUUUCUUAAACAGAAUCAUUAUUUACAUUUCAUAAAAUACAUUAGAUCACUUUGUACUAUCGGUGAGUCAUGCUCUAUGAAGUUAGUCAACUUAAUCCUCACAGAUCCUACCCAGCAUUUUAAUUUUUGGAACUGGUAUGGUUUAACAGAAACUACUGUUGCUUGCACUUUUUAUCCGGUAAACAUUAAAUUCAAUGCAGACAGUAUCCCAAUAGGACGUCCAUUGCCUAAUUAUCGAUAUUUGCUCUUUGAUAAUUUCUUACAAUUUGCCAUCAUUAAUCAAGAAGGUGAAUUAUUUAUAGGAGGUGUAGGUGUUUUCGCUGGUUAUCUUGGUCGUGAUGAUUUGACAAAUAGAGGACUGAUUGAAGUCGAUGGUGAAAUAUUCUAUCGAACAGGUGAUCUUAUUCGAAUGGGUUAUAAUGGACUUCUUUAUUGUGUAGGUCGAAAGGAUUUUCAAAUUAAAUUACAUGGGCAACGAAUUGAACUUGGUGAAAUCGAACGAUGUUUACUUAACAUCUCAUCCACCUCUGCUUGUGUUGUUAUGAAAUGGAAAGAUGAUUAUUUAGUUGCUUAUGUUCAAUCUUCUUCUCAUAUCAAUGUAGAAGAACUACGUCAACAUUGUGAAUCUCAUCUUCCACCACAUAUGAUUCCAUCUUUCUUUAUUAUUCUUGAUAAACUACCAUUGAAUCCAAAUGGUAAAAUAGAUCGAAAACUUCUUCCUUCACCUCACUUUUCAUCAAUACAGCUUACAAACAAUAUUGAUUUAAUAAUACCAAGCAAUGAAAUCGAAGUUAUUCUUCAUUGCAUUUGGUGUGAUAUACUGAAACAAAAACAAAUUUCAAUCGAUACAGAUAUCUUCAGUAUCGGUGGUCAUUCACUUAUUAUUAUGAAACUAUUUCAUCAAUAUAAAGUAGAAUUUCAUUUAGAAACUAAUUCUCUUUCUAUUACUGAUCUAUUUCAACAUCCAACAAUUGUCGAUCAUGCUAAAAUUAUUCAUCAAAUCGGCAGAAAUAAAAAGAACAUUCAUGAUUGUCAAUGGCUUUCCUUAUAUCUGACUGAAGCUCCAGUAUCUUAUGCUCAGGAACGUAUUUUCUUAGACGAACAAAUUCGAUUUUCAGCAACAGACAAUACUGAUAACAUGUACGUUAUUUCAUUAAUGUACCGUAUAUCAUCUAUAAAUGAUCAUAUAUCUAUUUCACGAUUACAACGUGCAUUUCAAUCUAUCAUAAAAAAACAUCAAAUUCUUCGAACAGCACUUUAUAUUGAUGAUAUAAAUAGUAAUAUUAUACAACACUGUUUAGAUGCAGAGAUUGUUCUUAAUGAUAAAAUGAAAUUCAAUGGGUUGACAAUCGUUAAUAUUUAUGAUGAUGACAACCGUCAUAUGAAUGAAAUGGUCAAAAAAAUAUUAAAUCAAGCUGAUUUAUUUGAUUUAUCAAGAGGACGUGUUAUUCGUUGUCAUAUUCUUCGCCAUUAUCAUCAACCUCCAGAUGUUAUCUCAUAUGAGAAUGAUGAUCUGUUGAGUGAAAAUGAUCACAUAUUACUUAAUAUUCAUCAUGCACUGUUUGAUGGAGCAUCAAGAUCGAUUUUCCUUCAUGAUAUUUCUUUUGCUUAUCAGUCUGAUGAUUCUUUAUCUGCGGAUGAUAACUCAUUGAAUUAUAUAGAUUAUUCUGUGUAUGAGCAUAUCAUCGAUAUGUCAUUAUCCCGUGAAUUCUGGCAUUCUCAACUUGAAGGAUAUAAUAUCGAAUGUUCAAUAUCAUUACCAUUUGAUCGACAACGUUCAUCAACUAAUCAACAACGAUCAGGUUUAGCAUCCAUAGCUGAAAUCACUUUCGAUAAUGAAUUAUGCACGUCAUUUCUAAACUAUGCAUCAUCGCAUCACCUCACACUGUUUCAACUUGGAUUAUCCAUAUUUUAUGUCUUCCUAUUCAAGUUAACUCAUGGUGAAAAUGAUUUAUGUAUUGGUUCUAUUAAUGCUAAUCGAUAUCGAAGUGAAUUAGUGAAUAUGAUAGGAAUGUU
This is a messenger RNA of Adineta steineri, 2408 nucleotides long. NCBI's taxonomy places the organism in Eukaryota, Metazoa, Rotifera, Eurotatoria, Adinetida, Adinetidae. The record is from the annotation of a GenBank genome assembly.